Messenger RNA from Bacillus rossius redtenbacheri, 2307 nucleotides. It is a transcript of the gene Mlh1, whose product is annotated as DNA mismatch repair protein Mlh1. Lineage: Eukaryota; Metazoa; Arthropoda; Insecta; Phasmatodea; Bacillidae. The record is from RefSeq and is a predicted model, not a curated record. The transcript has a single exon. Gene Ontology annotation, molecular function: mismatched DNA binding; ATP hydrolysis activity; ATP binding. The coding region runs from base 224 to 2218 and encodes 664 amino acids. Gene Ontology annotation, biological process: mismatch repair. Gene Ontology annotation, cellular component: MutLalpha complex.
ACAGCUGUAGGCCACUAAAAAUAUAAAUAAAAAAAAUUAAAAAAGUGAAAAUCGGAAAUUAAAUGGCGGGCGGUUGAAUGAAGCCGAACGAAUAUUUUGAGGUUAGCAAUUUCUUUCCAAAGGAAUGAAGAAAAUGAUAUACAGUUAUUUGCCACACAUUUUUUAAUUGUUAAGUUCAUGACUUGUCUUUCGGGAACUGAUUCAGAAGCUUCGCGAUUUUAACAUGUGUUCUGCGGGAAGAAUUCGAAGACUGAAGAAAUGUGUGGUAGAUAAAAUAGCUGCAGGAGAAGUGAUACAACGUCCUGCCAAUGCGAUUAAAGAGCUGAUAGAAAACUGUUUGGAUGCAAAGGCAACAAGUAUACAAAUAACAGUUCAGUCUGGAGGUCUUAAACUAAUUCAAUUGCAAGAUAAUGGCACUGGAAUUCUUAAGAACGACUUGGAAAUUAUUUGUGAACGUUUCACCACGAGCAAGUUAAGUGACUUUGACGACUUGGCUACAGUUAGCACCUAUGGCUUUCGCGGAGAGGCACUGACAAGUAUUAGUCAUGUUUCACAUCUUACUAUUAAGACAAAAGUUGCUGAAGAAGACUGCGGCUACAAGGCCGUCUACCUUGAUGGCAAACUCGUUGGGAAGCUAACACCUUGUGCAAUGAAUCAGGGUACUCAGAUCACUGUUCAAGAUCUGUUUUACAACGUUCCUUCAAGAAGUAAGGUCCUGAAAAAUGAGAGUGAAGAGUUUUCAAGAAUAUGGGAUGUUGUUUCCAGUUAUGCAGUUCAUAAUGCCCAUGUUGCAUUCACACUUAAAAAGCAAGGUGAAAAUGUACCAGUUAUAAGAACGCAAGGCACUAACAACCCAGUAGACAACAUACGAACCAUACAUGGAAAUAACGUAGCGAAAGAACUUUUAAUGUUUGAAGAGAACAGUGAGCUCUUGAACUUUAAAGUGAAGGGUUAUCUAACCAAGCCCAAUUACUCUGCAAAAAAAUUAACGGUGUUACUAUUUGUCAAUAACAGGCAGGUAGAAUCCACAGGUAUCCGCAAGGGUGUCGAGGAGGCCUACCGCUACUACUUCGAGAAAGAUUGCCAUCCAUUCUUCUACAUUAAACUUGACGUUGAUCCAAGGAUUGUGGAUGUAAACGUUCAUCCAACCAAACACGAAGUUAUCAUCUUGCACGAGAGAGCUAUCGUAGACAAGAUAAAAAGUUGUGUUACGAAGGCGUUGUCGUCGGAGGCCGGGGAUAGCUUGCACUACACGCAGGCCUUGUUGCCGGGUGCGUCCGAGCCGCCCGUCGCUGCUGCCGACAAACCUAAGCUGGCACCGCAGCACAUGGUCCGCACAGACAGCACGGCACAGACACUCGACAAGUUUGUGGUUGACGUGAGGGAUGCUACUAGCAGCACCAACACCACACCCGUGCCGAAAAAACAAAAUUCAUCGCAAAGACGUGAAAUCCGCCUGACAAGUGUUCUGGAACUUAAAGAGGACAUCCGAAGUAAACUUCAUGUUGGCCUCAGGGAUAUUGUCAAGAACUCUACCUUCGUGGGUUGCAUCAGCCCCAGACAAGCAGUCAUCCAGCACGAGACGAAGCUGUACCUUUGCAACACCGAACAGCUGAGCCUCGAGAUGUUCUACCAGAUCAUGGUGUACGACUUCGGCAACCUGGGUCUGUUGCGAUUCGAGCAACCCAUUUCGCUGAAGGACCUCGCGCGCAUCGCGGUGGACAGCAGAGAAUUCGGCUGGAAAGAAACGGACGGCACGAAAGAAGACGUUGCCGAGGGAGUCGCGGAUCUCUUGACGCAACACGCGGCCAUGCUGGAAGAUUAUUUUUCCACGGUGAUCGAUCCCGAAGGCCGUCUGCAGGGCAUUCCGCUGCUGUUGGACGGUUUCUGCCCGGACGAAGGCGGUCUCCCCACGUACGUGGUACGCCUGUCGCGCAACGUCAACUGGAAAUCCGAGAAGAAGUGCUUCGAAACGUUUUGCAGAGAGACUGCGAGGUUCUACAGCGAGCAGUUGGCGAUGGGUUGGGCCGCGGCAGAGGUGCUGGACAAGGCGAGGCCUGCUGAGACGACCAGGAGCCACUGGUCGUGGGUGGUGGAGCACGUGGUCUACCCGGCGCUCAAGCGCUGCCUGCUGCCGCCCAAGGAGUUCGCUGAGAACGCCACCAUCCUGGAGAUUGCCAACCUGCCCCAAAUAUUCAAAGUGUUUGAGCGAUGCUGACGUUCUUGCAUGCUGAUGCUUGCGCCAAUUUUCUUUGUGUUGAAAUGUAAAAUAUUGAAGAUACAAUAAACAAAUAAUGUACAAAAGUA